AUGAGGAAGCUGGGCGCCGGGAGGGGCGAGGAGUUGGAAAUACCGUACACCGAGACUCAAGUUGUCAAUGUGCAAGGCGCUCUGCUCGACACUCUUGGAGAUCUCAGAGGCCUGGGCGUUGGCAAGUCACUGGACCUUCCACAGAUCAUCGUGUGCGGAGACCCGUCGCCGGGCAAAAGCUCGGUGCUGGCAACGAUCUCUGAAUACCCGUUCCCCGUCUCAGACGGUUUGUGCACUAGUUCUCCGACCCAACUGGCGUUGAGGCGGAAGGAGUCUAGUUUCCAGGCGAGCAUACGACCGGGUCCGACCAGAAGAGCGGACGAGAAAGCCAAGUUGGAGCGCUUCCGGGUUGACUACGUCGACCUUGCGGCCGUGGAGUCGGUAUACGAGCAGGCUAAACUCGCCAUAGGUAUUGACGACAACAGCUCCUUCACAGACGACACGCUCUGCCUCGAGCUCGGCGAGCUGCACCUGCUAAACCUCACCUUGGUCGACCCCCCGGGGUUUUUCCACAGCAGCGGCAUAGGCCAGACGGUGGCAGACGCGGAUUUCGUCCAGAAGAUGGGGCUAGCAUACAUGAAGCAGCCUUGGACCGUCGUCCUCCGUCGUCGCGUCCGCCGAGGUCCCAACUGGCCAACCAGAUCGUCACUAGGCACGCCUGCCAGGCCGAUUCGGACGGGCAGCGCACGAUCGGAUUACUAA
Cladophialophora immunda is the source of this 702-nucleotide messenger RNA. RefSeq lists its product as uncharacterized. Gene Ontology annotation, molecular function: GTPase activity; microtubule binding. The coding region runs from base 1 to 702 and encodes 233 amino acids. The transcript is spliced from 2 exons. Gene Ontology annotation, cellular component: microtubule; membrane; cytoplasm. NCBI's taxonomy places the organism in Eukaryota, Fungi, Ascomycota, Eurotiomycetes, Chaetothyriales, Herpotrichiellaceae. The record is from RefSeq and is a predicted model, not a curated record.